Molecule: messenger RNA, 852 nt
Organism: Parnassius mnemosyne (clouded apollo)
Lineage: Eukaryota; Metazoa; Arthropoda; Insecta; Lepidoptera; Papilionidae
Source: the annotation of a GenBank genome assembly
AUGGAGUACGGGUACUUGAGCGGCGCCGGCGGCGGCUUCGAGAGCGGCUGCCUGGGUUCUGGUGGCGGUGAGCUGGCGUGGGGCGAGCUCGCCUCAUGCGGUCAGAUGUCGCAGGCCGCCUACCGCUACCAGGGCAUGCGCUAUCAGCCGCCGCCGCCGCAGUGUGCGCGCCCGCAGGAUGCUGCCAUCAGGAAUCAUCACAUAUUUCCACCAGCGAUGAACUUACAACCUGGUCUUCCAUACAAGAUGUACGGCGGCAACGAAGGCUCUUUAACGGAGAAAAGAAAGCAGCGGCGUAUCAGGACCACGUUCACGUCCGCACAAUUAAAGGAGCUAGAGCGAGCGUUCCAGGAGACGCAUUACCCAGACAUCUACACGAGAGAGGAAAUCGCGAUGAAGAUCGACCUCACGGAAGCGAGGGUGCAGGUAUGGUUCCAGAAUAGGCGGGCGAAAUUCCGCAAGCAGGAGCGACUCGCGCAGCAAAAAGCAGGCGAGACACCGGUGAAGGCGGAGAACAAGCGAGACAAGCCAGGUUCCCCCGCCUCACCUCACCAGACACCGCCAGCGCCACCUCAACCCGCCCACCACACACUGCCGCAUCUCUCUCCACCUGAUCUCAAGCCUAUAACUUCUGCAGCGAAUAAGCUUUGUGAGGAGUUGAAUGGAGUGGGCAGCGUGGGAGGAGGUGGUGGUAUGCCCCCGGUGAGCGGCACCAGCGGCGGGAAAUGGGCUGGCGGGUGCGGCCUCCUGCGCCAACCUUCAGGCUUCCCUCUGCUCGGCGUAGCGCCACCCAAUUACUUACUUUCCGAUCAUCUUGGAACUCUCGCUAAAACAAACAAUCAUCUUUUCUAA